AUGACGUACGCAGAAGAGUUAUCAGCACAACUGGAUGAAGCUGAAGUAGUUGUGGCGGCAGCGGAAGACGAAGAAGAAGCUGAAGCUGAUGUUGUGGAAGACGAGUCAGAAGCUGUGGUUGAAGAGGAAGCGGUAGUGCUAGAAGAGUCGGAAGACGUGGUGGUGUCCGAAGAUGAGGCGGUGGUAGAGGAAGAAUCCGAUGAUGUCGAAGAAGCGGAAGUGGUGUCGGAAGAUGAUGAAGUUGAAGAUGAAGAAGAAGAUGAUGAUGAAGAAUCGCACAGCGAGCAAGUAGAAGCACAAUAUUGAGUUUUCACAGCAGUUGUGUAGAAAGUAGAUGUGCAGAAUCCGUUGGUUGCCCAGGUAGCGCAACUGGAGCUAGAAUCUGUGCAGGACGAGGAAGAAGUUGAAGCAGUGGUGCUUGCAGAAGAGGAAGAGGAAGAGGACGAUGAGCACAGUCCACAGGACGACGCACAAUAUAACUCUUUCUGGGCGUCAGUGUAG
This is a messenger RNA of Caenorhabditis sp. 36 PRJEB53466, 501 nucleotides long. The record is from the annotation of a GenBank genome assembly. NCBI's taxonomy places the organism in Eukaryota, Metazoa, Nematoda, Chromadorea, Rhabditida, Rhabditidae.